Molecule: messenger RNA, 450 nt
Organism: Argiope bruennichi
Lineage: Eukaryota; Metazoa; Arthropoda; Arachnida; Araneae; Araneidae
Product: small proline-rich protein 2D-like
Exons: 2
Coding region: 1-450 (149 amino acids)
Source: RefSeq, a predicted model, not a curated record
AUGGGCGUCGUUGCUCCUUUGUUAGUGUUGGGAUUGUCUUCAGUAUUAGCUGAUGAAAUAUUUCCUCAUCGUAUUCAUUGUGCACUGCCAAAUUGCAACCUACCUUGUCGGAUAAAUUUAAACGCUAAGCCAUGUCCAAGAUGUGAAUGCUCUCCCACUUUACCUAAUAUUCAAUGUUCUGAACCGAAAUGCAAUAGGCCUUGUAAUACGCCUUGUCCGAGUUGCGAAUGUCGCAUCCCUCCUCAGCUCCAAUGUUCGCUGCCAAAAUGUGAUCCACCUUGUAGAAUCAACCAUGCCACCAAGCCUUGCCCGAUCUGCGAGUGUCACAGCCCACCUGAAUUCCAUUGUUCCAUGCCCAAAUGCAAUCGUGAUUGCAAAGCGAAUUUUUCUACAAAACCUUGUCCAAGUUGUGAUUGUACAGUUUCUGACCAUGUAGUGGCGUAUUACUGA